Messenger RNA from Amoebophrya sp. A120, 2541 nucleotides. The record is from the annotation of a GenBank genome assembly. NCBI's taxonomy places the organism in Eukaryota, Dinophyceae, Syndiniales, Amoebophryaceae.
AUGUCGUCCCAACACAAGUUUGAGGUGGAAUACGCCAAAUCUGCCCGGGCCGGGUGCAAGCACUGCAAGGGCAAGAUCGACAAAGACUACCUCCGGAUCGGCCACUCCCAGGAUAUCCCAGCGGGGGACGACGGGGUUAAGAAUUACGCCAUGAUGGGCACGAAAUGGUACGAAUAUUCUUGAUCCUGGUCACGAUAAGCCCCUGCGCAUGACAAACUCUCCUCCUCGCGCGGCUGCAGCAUGAGGAAUUUACUCGCCUCGCAAGGAGGUCGUGAACGUGAUCGCCUCCGCAUCAAAACAAACGCGACCGCGCGCCCGCUGCUUCACUCGUUGCCACAGCCCGCGCGCCCGCGCUUGCAUUUCUUGCAAAACAGCUUUACGUCGACCAUGGUAGAUCGUGGUAGAAGUCCACAAGUUGUACAUGAUUUAAUCAUUUGCCGCGCAUGAUUAUGUCCAGUAUGGUCGGUUGUUCUUAUGCACACAACCUGGAUUUUAUUCGCAUGAACAUGAUGAGAUGAAACUACUAUGCUCGUGACAACUACUUGUGCAAAAAUGCAUUCAAAAUCAUCAGGUACCACUGGGAUUGCUUCCCAAAGUUCAAGGGCCAAAAGUUAUCAAAUGCAAAUAUGUCUGGGUCUGGAAGGUUGGAAAACUUGUCAUGCAGGUUGUCCAUGACACGUGAGGUCUGUCAUACAUGACCCGGCAUGACAGAUUCUGUCUCUGCAUGAGAAACUCCCUCUCAGCUUGGUUUGGUCAAAAGGGGACAGCCUCUGGCAAUCAUGCAACACAGAUUUUUGCACUAUCCAGAAUUAGCAUGACAAGUUCCAACUUUCCAGACCCCGACAUAUUUGCGAUGCACAAAAGUGGUUUCAGAACAACCUUUGCGCCGUCGACGACAUCAAGGGGCUACAAGCACUCAAGUAUCCUGUGCAAAAGUAUCGUAUUCGUAUUGCAAUCAUGCAUUACAAACUUUUUUCUCAAGGUAAAUCCGCAUUACAAAUUUCAUUUCUCAUGCUGAGGGAAUUUGUCAUGCAUUUAUACGAGUACGAUACUUUUGCAGUUCAUAUCAAGCCGGAAGACGCGAAAAAGAUCACGGACAUGUGGGCACUGUUGAAGGCGGGUGGGAAGUUGGAAAACAUCCCCAGUCCGGCGAAAGGCGGCGCGAGUAGCAGUGGCGCAGCUCCUGCAGGGGGAGUAAACCCACCAGCAGCUAUCAACUGCAAAUAUGUCUGGGUCUGGAAUGUUGCCGGGUUUGUCAUGCAUAUUUUGCAUGACCCAGGAACAGGAUGUCUGUAAUGCAUGACCUAGCAUCAAAGAUUUUUAGAGCGCUUCCUGAUGCCUAUACCGCAUGACAAAUGCCCUCCCCGCGUACCGCGAACUAGACUCCUCUUGCUGAUCGUGCAAUACAGAUUUUUUUAGAGUCCAAAGUUAGCAUCACAAGCUCCAACCUUCCAGACCCAGACACUUUUGCAUUUGAUAGCAGCGGGAGGAGUGAAGCGACCAGCGGAGCAAUCCCUUGCUGAGUUGAUCGAGGUAUUGUAAGGAAAAAUCCCCCCUCCCCAUAUCGAAAAGGAGGGGGCCACAGAAAAUUUGCAAUGCUGAUUUGUGACCACAAAUCGUCUCUGUCUUGCAAGAAGGCAACCCCACAGGCUGCGCCGGUUUGUGAUGCGUGCGGUUUGUGAUGCUGUUGGGCCUACACUUUGGACAUUUGUAACGCUAGGGCUGCCCUCUGUCAGAACCUCGCUGCCCAGGGUUGGCAUUAUAUGCCUGCAGUCCUCUACUGCAAGACAAAUCUGAUUUGUGUACGCAAAUCCAGCAUCAGAAGUUUCUGCCUUUGAUGUGGGGAGGCGGGAUUUUUCAUUUUGAUACGAGGUCCAGGGCGUUUUGUCCGAUGCGGAGUUUGCGGCGAUCAAAAUCGUGAAAGAAGAGAUCCGAAAGAAGACCGUUGCGCAACUAGGCGCUAUGCUCGCGACCAACAAACUCGCGAAGUCGGGGCCAAAACAGGAAUUAAUCGAUCGGGUAGCGGAGGGGAGGGUGUUAGGGGUGUUGCCGAAGUGCUUUGUGUGUGAGAAGGGGAGCUUGAAGUGGUCAAGGACGGAUGGGAGCAUACGGUGUGCGGGUAUGUAUAAUUCAUAGUACUUUGCGCAUGGGUUGUAGAGGUGCUUUUUGUCAUGCGAAUUGUGCAUGUUGUUCAUCAUGAUAAGUGAAACUACUCGUGCAUCUCAUGCAUUACAAACUUCAGGUUUCUUCGACGAGGCAGCUGGCCGGAUGACGCGAUGCAAGGGUCCGCCAAAGGACGAGAAGAUCGAGCGGUUGGCGUGGAAAAUGGACUGAAGUUGAAAUAUCAAAAUCGUUGACAAGACUACAACAGUACUCACUCGCUUUUUGUUUUUCUACGCGACGCCUAGGCUUCACAGAAACAAGGCUUUCCAAAAGACAAUGCGAUCUCGAUGUUCUGAAGAAAAAGUCAAUAAAAUCCAGAAAAGAUGAAACACACACAGCAAGAAGCUCUUCUUGCUAGAGCACCAAAUUCAAAUGAGC